Molecule: messenger RNA, 4635 nt
Organism: Nyctereutes procyonoides (raccoon dog)
Lineage: Eukaryota; Metazoa; Chordata; Mammalia; Carnivora; Canidae
Gene: LUC7L2
Product: LUC7 like 2, pre-mRNA splicing factor
Exons: 12
Coding region: 2614-3789 (391 amino acids)
Biological process (GO): mRNA splice site recognition
Cellular component (GO): U1 snRNP; U2-type prespliceosome
Molecular function (GO): mRNA binding
Source: RefSeq, a predicted model, not a curated record
AGUUAAAUCAAUAAUUUGUUAAAUGGGAAACCAAAUAAUUUCCUAUGUUACACUCAAAAAAUGUUGAAAAAUAAGUAUAUCUUAAGUUUUUUUAGGAAAGAGGAACCAUAAGUAGAUAUAAAUCAGUAUGUUAUUUUGUCUGAAGUUUGAGGUAAAUUAAACCUUAUAAAUAUCUUUUUGUUUCAGUUGUUAGUGUUAAUUGAAGGGAGAGGGAUGAACAUAGUCCAUUUGAAAGUAGGGAGGAGCAGCAGAGAAAAAUUGAAGCAGCAGUAUGAGAGUUGUCUGUGUGACAGUUGGAGGAACUCAAUGUCCUUGCACAGUCUGUAGUUAUUUUUUUCUGAGUUGGGUUAUUUGCCCUUUGCUAGAGCUCUUUUGCCAACAAAUAGAAUUUGGUUAUAAGCCUCUGGUCCUGGCCCCUAUAAGGCCUGGAAAGGUACAAGGGAUAGGAAUUAAACAAAAUUGAGGGUAUAAAUUUAGAUUAUAUUUUAAGUUUAGAAACUAGGUAAUUUACAGAAGUGGUUGUGAGGACUCUGUAUUUUUAAAUUACUUAUAAGCUUUAAAAAGGAGUAGAGAUAAUCUCUGAAAGGUUAAAACAGGCCAGGAAUGGCCAUCACCUCCCCCCUACACUCCAAAGGACGAGUAGACUAAUAAAUAGAAUGUAGAAUAUAGAAUAGAAUUUUAUAUUAUCAUUAGUUGGCCAUUAUGGUUAGGGAAUGUCUAGGGCAAGUGAAAGUUUUCAGAUGAUUUUGCCUAUUUUUGAGGGUAAUCUUUCUAAACAUACAGUGAUGUACUUCCUCAGUUAAUAGAAAUACACUUAGUCAUAAUUUGGUAUCUUUGCUGAUCAAUUAUAUAUUACAGUAGUUUUGCAGAAUGUAAAAUUAAAAGGGUAUACUAUUCAUUCUAGGAGGUGACCAGGAAAAUAGAAUUAAGAAAAUAAUUUACUUGCUCCUAAUAGAAGUUUAGCGAUACAUCACUGUUGAACCUGUAGGAUAGGAUGACAUUGCUGUCUUUCUGCAAAAUAAAUAAUUGAAUCAAAGAUUGAAGUAGUGUUUUCUUCAGUGGAUUUUCUUCAUAAAAUCAUCUUUACUGUAAUCUGUGUUCCUUGGCUUGUCAUCAACAUUGAGAGCAUUUUUUUUUUAAUUUUUCUCAUUAGCAUAAUGAGCCAUAUUUAUUUUUUGGUCAGUUGUAAGCCAUUUUAUUCCACUUGGAUUGUUCAUUUUAAGUGAAGGAGGCAUAGCCUUUAAUGUACAAGCACACAUUUUUAAAAGUAGUAAUGGAGUAUAUCUUAUUCCAGAGCUUGUAAAUUCUUUUAACAUAAGAAAUUACAGCAAAAGUAAGGUUAAACAGUAAACAUAAGGCUAAAUUAGAGUUUUAGUAAAUACUUCAUCAAGAGGUCCAGGCAUAUCAAAACACCAAAAGCUCUGUUAACAUAUGUUGAAUCGUUUUGAACAAACUUUAACUCAUUUUGCGUUUUGAACUCUGAAUGUUUCUGCCUGCAAAACAGCGUAGAAAACAUAAUAGUAUAAUUUCAUAUAAUCUUGUUUUGUAUAGUUUAGCGUUCCUCAAGGAGGCCUAUGCUUGUGUGAUAAUUCUUUUACUUUGGGUAAAGAAAUACAUUGAAACCAAAGAAAAAUCAUAUUGUUUAUCACUGCAUAAGCUCUAUAAUGAAGUAAAUGCUUUGAUUUGGUUUGGAUAAUAUGUCACAUAAGGAAAAAUGAUGGUGAGCUGCAUGUUCAAGAUAGGUAGCAGGAAAGGUGCCAUGGAUUAUAAUAUAUAUAUUAGUCUUUUAGUGAGUCAGAUAUUGGUGUUCAGUACCAGGUGGUUCAUACAGACAUUAAAGCUUGAAGUUGCUAAGACUUCAGGCAAGUGGUGGGGUUGCAAAACAACAACAACAAAAAAAAAAACAAAACAAAACUGAAGAUCACUAAGUGUGGACAUAGCUAGAUAAAUGAGGCAGAUGCUCCUCCAGAAUGGAAUUCCAGAAAUUGAAUGAAAUGGGUUGAAUCCUAAAAAAGCCCAGGGCUAUUAGUAUAGUCUGUGAGGAAGUAUACAUAAUUGUACUAAACAGCUUAAUCAGUCUACUAAGAAGAUGAAGAAAGGUGGGACAGUUUGCUGGAGAAUGAAUGAGGGAGCAAGAGGGUACAUUUCUGACAGGAAUCUUGUGAAUUCAUCUGUAGAAUAGUCGCUCUUCCUUUUUGUUUUAAAUUCUCAUGCACUAGUAGCGACUAGGGUAGAAAUUGAAAGGCAAGGCCAAAAUGCAUCAAUUUUUAAGGUGAUUGAGGUUAUAGAGAAAAGUAGUUUGUAAAUUGAGUAAAUGUCAUAUUUUGCUAUUUAACAUGGGCUAGAGAAAGGAGUCUUUAAACUUUUUUCCUAAAAAAAAAAAAAAACUCACUAGAUACUGAUCCAUAUGUUCUAAUUUAGUUGUGAACCAUGUGCAGUGAUGUUUGACCUGUGUGAUUCAACAUGAAAAGAAUUUAACCAGCUGCCCUUGCUGAGUCUUUUGUCAUGUCUCCUGAAUGCAUGCCUUCACAGUUGUUGAUCACAUAGCAUGGUCAUCCACUCACAGCUUAAAAAAAUACAGGGAGCAUCGGAGAGAAUGGGUUCAAUGUAUCUAUGCCUGCCUACUUCAAUCUGCAAGGGAGUGUCAGAAAGGCCCCGCAUUCGCCGAGCCGAGAUACUACUCGUCAACGAAUCAAAUUCAGCGAUGACAGAGUAUGCAAGAGUCACCUUCUCAACUGUUGCCCCCAUGAUGUCCUCUCUGGAACUAGAAUGGAUCUUGGAGAAUGUCUGAAAGUUCAUGACCUGGCUUUAAGAGCAGAUUAUGAAAUUGCGUCCAAAGAACAAGAUUUUUUCUUUGAACUUGAUGCUAUGGAUCAUCUGCAAUCAUUCAUUGCAGAUUGUGAUCGAAGAACAGAAGUGGCUAAGAAAAGACUAGCAGAAACUCAAGAAGAGAUUAGUGCUGAAGUGGCAGCAAAGGCAGAACGUGUUCACGAAUUAAAUGAAGAAAUUGGUAAGUUGUUGGCCAAGGUGGAACAACUGGGAGCUGAAGGAAAUGUCGAAGAAUCCCAGAAAGUAAUGGAUGAAGUAGAGAAAGCACGGGCAAAAAAAAGAGAAGCAGAGGAAGUUUAUCGGAAUUCUAUGCCAGCUUCCAGUUUCCAACAACAGAAACUUCGAGUCUGUGAAGUCUGCUCUGCCUAUUUAGGUCUUCAUGAUAAUGACAGACGACUGGCUGAUCAUUUUGGGGGUAAACUGCACCUGGGAUUUAUUGAAAUAAGAGAGAAGCUUGAAGAAUUAAAGAGAGUUGUAGCUGAGAAACAGGAGAAAAGAAAUCAGGAACGCCUGAAACGAAGAGAAGAAAGGGAGAGAGAAGAAAGGGAGAAGCUGAGGAGGUCUCGAUCACAUAGCAAGAAUCCCAAAAGGUCCAGGUCCAGAGAGCAUCGCAGACAUCGGUCUCGCUCCAUGUCACGGGAACGGAAGAGGAGAACUCGAUCCAAAUCUCGGGAGAAACGCCAUCGCCACAGAUCCCGUUCUAGCAGCCGAAGCCGCAGCCGCAGCCACCAGCGAAGUGGGCACAGUUCUAGAGACAGGAGCAGAGAGCGAUCCAGGAGGAGAUCCUCAAAAGAAAGAUUCAGAGACCAAGACUUAGCAUCACGUGACAGAGACAGGAAUUCAAGAGACAGAUCACCUCGUGACAGAGAUCGAAAAGAUAAGAAGCGGUCCUAUGAGAGCGCUAAUGGCAGAUCAGAAGACAGGAGGAGCUCUGAAGAGCGCGAAGCAGGGGAGAUAUAAUUAGCUGUGUACAUAUCCUCAAUCCUUAAGCUUCCUAUGGAGUUACAUACUAUUGUUUAGUUUACAGCUGUUGGGGGUAACAGUGAGAAGUUCCAGACUCCGAUCCAAAUAGGCUAGAUGCACAGUAUCUAACUUGAUCUGAACUGAACUUGUUUCCCUGAUGAAGCCUAAAAACUACAUCCAUAGUUUCUGGUGAACCUGUAAUGCGAUUCUGAAAGUACAGUUUUAUAUAAUAAGAUGCCGAUAUCUUUAUUCUUUCUAGUAGGAGUGAUAGUGAACGAAUUGUGUUGCUUGCCUUGGGAUUUUUUGAACAUUUGUAAAAUGCUGUCUUCCUUUCUAGUCCACAAACAACAGCUUUCAGAAUUUUUCUUUUUAUUCUUCUUCCUCUGACUUUUGUAUCCCCUAAUACCUCCACCCUCUAAUUAUAAGAGAAAGUGGGAGCAGGGAAGCAAUAUAACUUCUGUUCUAAGGUUCUGUUCUCAUUUAUUACUAGCUGAUUACAGAGCAUUUAUACUGGAAAGUGCUGGAGAAAUUUAAAUACUGAGAGGUUUUGUUUUGUUUUAAGGUGCCUAUUUAGAGUUGGAAGUUGAACAGCUGUUGCAUUACAUACUUUGCUUUUUUAUUGAAAUUUUGAAAUCAAACAUGUCUUGAUUUUUCUGUUCUAUUGCUAUGUUCAGGAUGUUUUGGAAAGGGGGGUGGGGGCAGGGACUCUUUCAUAAGCACUUGUUUUAUUUUGUGUGUGUGGAGUAUAAAGGUUACAACCUUAUUGUAAAAAAUAAUAAAAUGAAACAAUCACCACCACCGUCAUUAAACUGUAACUUGUCUAGUAAAUUGUCACUAGAACUA